Molecule: messenger RNA, 216 nt
Organism: Suillus plorans
Lineage: Eukaryota; Fungi; Basidiomycota; Agaricomycetes; Boletales; Suillaceae
Exons: 2
Source: RefSeq, a predicted model, not a curated record
CUUUUGUACCUGGGAGAAGGCAAAAUACAGGACAAGAACCUCCCACACCGCACCAAGUUGACAGAAAUGAUCCUUCAAGAGUUUCGAACGGAAUACUGUAAAGUGAGAAAUGAUCUUAAGAAUGCUCUCGGUCGCAUAUCCCAUACUACUGACCUUUGGAGUGACCCAAACCUAGACAGUUUUAUGGCGCUAACAGCACAUUUCAUGGCGCGUGAU